GCCCCCAUUCUUGCUUAACUUCUACCGACAACACAUACCUUCCAACCAACUCAUCUUUCUCUCUCACUCACUGUGGAUAGAGUAUUAUUUAGCUCUCUAUAAUCCUCAAUUAUUCAUGCUCACUUAACUUUCCUAAUUCAAAACCAAACACCUAUCCAAUUUCUCUCAACAACUCAUGGCGGAGGAAGAAGUCAAAGCCGUUGAGCCCAAGCCUACCUGCGCCGACGCCGACGUUGCUGAGGAGGAGAAAGCCGUCGUGCCGCUACCACUACCUCCGGCGCUAGACAAACCCGACGACUCCAAAGCUCUUGUCGUCGUUCAAAUUAUUGCUAAACAACCAGAGGCUGCUGAAGAAGAAAAAAAGCCUGAGGAGGGCUCUGUAAACAGAGAUGCUGUGCUUGCCCGAGUAGCUACGGAGAAGAGAUUGUCGUUGAUCAAAGCAUGGGAGGAAAGUGAGAAAUCAAAAGCUGAGAACAAGGCUCAGAAGAACAUGUCUUCUGUCGUAGCUUGGGAGAAUAGCAAGAAAGCGACUCUAGAUGCUGAGCUGAAGAAGAUAGAGGAGCAACUGGAGAAAAAGAAGGCUGGAUAUAUUGAGAAAACGAAGAACAAGAUUGCGGCCCUCCACAAGCAAGCGGAGGAGAAAAGAGCAUUGAUUGAGGCGAAACGUGGAGAGGAUCUUCUCAAAGCAGAGGAGACAUCAGCAAAAUAUCGCGCCACGGGCACUGGUCCAAAGAAACUACUUGGAUGUUUCUGAAGUUGGAAUGGGGUUUGGAACUCAAGUUGAUUUGUACAUUGUUUUGUUUUGGGAUCUCUUUUUAUUUGUUGCCAGAUUUAUUGUGUGAUGUACUUAGAAUAUAAUUGUUUCUUGUUAAGUUUGUUCUGUGUGAAUAAUGAUUUAUUUGUUUAUAUAAACUAGAAAAUGAAGAUUGUAAGAAAAUUUGAGAUUCCAUGUUUUGAACUUGAUUGAUUAUAAGGUUGAGAAAGUUGUAGCGGCAA
Molecule: messenger RNA, 996 nt
Organism: Salvia hispanica
Lineage: Eukaryota; Viridiplantae; Streptophyta; Magnoliopsida; Lamiales; Lamiaceae
Source: RefSeq, a predicted model, not a curated record